UUGAACUAUCAAACUAGAGAUAGAUACUCAUAAAAAUACGAUUAGAAACCAAAUCGGCAACCGAACAACACAUACACAUAAGUUAACACAUAUACACGUGACACAUGAAUAAUACAUCGCCGUAUUAUGUAUAACACAUAACAAAUAAAUAGUUCGAUAUAAUAUCAAUAACGUUUGAAUUUUUUGGACCGUUGCAAAUUCAAGGACUCAUUGUCACUGUCGCCGUCCGAUAUAAUUCGUACAUGGUAAAUGGAAUCUUCGGAUUUCGAAAGAACAACAAAAACCCUCAUUGUGUUUACAUAAUAUUUUUUUUCUACCGUUAACCACACCCACACACAUACACGUUGGCCAUCCGUAUCAGUGGUCCUCUAGUAUCUGUACCCGUUGAACUGUCAGUCGAAACUCCAAGGACUAUCAGUGGAUACCCCACCCCCGUAACCGGUAACCAGAAAAGAGGAGAGAGGGCUGGAUGUCGAUCGCUUUAUAUACGUUUGCCCGAUCCACCGUCAGCAACACAUGAAUUGUUGUCAUAUCGUUUGUCUGAAAAUCAAUAAUAGUAACAUAUAAAACGUUAAAAUUAUUUAUUUAUUAAAUUAUUUUUAAUAAAACAUCGAAAACUGUUUAAAAGUUUAAUAAAGUGUACUUGUUUUGUAUUAAAAAUGAAUUGUCUGGUUGUAGCGGUCGUGUAUGCGACUUCAGUGUUUUUAACAGUGUGCGGAGAACAAACCAGAGAAGUAUACAUACAAAAUUACGAUAAAGUUCAAGACCUCGAAACCUCGGCUUCGGGAUACAUAUACAGGACGGAUGGACAAAACCCUCCGAUAUUCAUUAAGCUUGGAGAGGGCAACAAUGAAAAGUUCGAUGCCAUAUUGGAAAAUUUCAAAAAGGAAAAUGGCUUUCACGGAUUGCCUGUGGCCAGCGGUAAACCCGCGUCGCCAUACCACAUACCAGUCGUCGGCGAGGAGAAGGCGGUCCACUACAACACUGGUCGUAGCAUCGAAAGCGGUUACAAACCGAAUUCUCAUUUCGGAGACCCGAUCGCAGACGACAUUGACGACGGGAGAUACGGGCUGGACGACGCGGACGAUUCACCGUCGCCGAUCUCGGACGUCGAUGGCUACAAUAAUUUCGAUCACGACGAUAACGGCGACGGAUUUGACUUUGGACCGUCCCCGUUCAAGUACCAUCGAGACGUGUCCAACGACGGCUUAAAAGGCGACACUCUGGGAUUCGACGAUCAGAAUUAUUUCGGAUCGCCUUAUACACACAACGAGUACAAGUCGCCGAGCAAACACCAUCACUCGAAGGCGGGCGGCUCGUUCCAAAAGGCCGGCCAUUACUUCUCGCAGGGCACGCAGGGCGACAGCGGCUACAAGAACCAUCACGACUUCGACAAGGGCCACGCCGGUAAGUACGGCAAGGACGACCUGAAGAGCCACUACAAGAAGGCGUCCGGGCACGUGGCCAGCCACAAGAACGACGGGGACCACUACGGCAAGCACAAGAGCGGCACGCACGGGGUCAAGGGACACAAGUUCGGCGAGACGGAGAGCCACAAAAAGGGGCACAAGACGACCGGUUUCCACAACGUGUACCACAAGGACGAGUACAACAAGGAACAGAAGUUCUACGACGACGCGCACAAGCACGGCAAGUACGACAAGUACGGUGGCAAGCACAAGGACUUCACCCAAAAGGCGGGCGGCCACAAGCACGGCACCAGCCACGAGUCCGGUUACGACGAGGCGCACAAGGGUGCGGCGGGACAGUUCGACAAGGGCAGCUACUUCGACGCCCAUAAGGGGCACAGUGGCGAGGCCGGUCACAAGUCGCACCACGACCACAAAGCCGAGUACGACACGCUGUCCGACAACAAAAAGUACGGCGAACACGAGGCCGCCGGCGGAGAUGACUUCUACUGAGCGAAGUGCGGCGCCGACUUGCAAGUCUAUACUAAGUAAUUUAGUAAUAUACCUAAUAUGAUGUAUAGUGUAUAGUGUACUUGGCGGAAGUAAACACUUCCGACAGACUUGCUCUAUAUAAAACUCGGUGCAUAUAUAGCUUAUUACUAUUAUCGUUGUUUUAUGCCGACGAUCGUGCGUGCAGCGUGUGUGUAUAUUAUAUAAUAUAUAGUGUCGCGUCCAUUUCACGUUCUGCAGAUAGGUCUUGUGAAAUGAACAGAAAUUUUAUCCUCCGACUCACAAAAUACGUUUUUUACACGACGUGUAAUUAACACGAUAUACAGAUGGCUUUUUACGAAACGGACAUUGAAAUUCGGUAGUAUGGAACUCGUUCUACCACUAUAUUAUAUCCACAUAGCGAAAUAAACGUAUCGCGUUCAAUUUUUGUAUAAAUAGAUGCGUUUAUGUAAAUUCACUUAAUGAUUUACUAAAAUGUAUAAAAAUUAUUUUACCAUCGAUGAAUUUCUUUUAAUCAAAUCUUUUCUAUUUUCAAAAAAUGUAUUUCAAUACUUAUUACAUAGGUAUUGAAAUACAUUUUUUGUACGCGAUGUAUAAACAAUUUAGUUUAUUCGAAAUGUCUACCCGUUUCACGAAACCUAUCUGCGAAAUGGACGCGAUAUAUACAUACACCUAUUUACCUAUAUAGUAUGUUAUUUAUACUUUUAUAAUAAUAUUAUAAUGAUAUUCAGUAUGAUUUUUUAGGUUAACACUAAAUUUCUGGCCUGAAUUACGUGAAUUUACCUGAAUCGAUUUUUGUCAAAGGUAUGGGCGUGUAUCUAAAUGCACAUUAAUUUUUGGAACGUUUCAAAUUUAAGGAUUCUUUAUCAUGUACAGUUUUUGUUUUCUCCAAAACUCAUAUUUCUAUUAACUACAACAUUACUAUAUUUUUCAAACCCCAUUAAGGAAGUGUUAUGAAGUGAUAAAAGUUAGUCCUACUUAAGUAUAUGGUUUCUAAAAUAGUAAAUAAUUUAAAACGUUUCGAUAAAUGUGUAUAAGACGUAUCCCUAGCUUGUCAAAUAAGUCUCGAUUCAAUGUAACGUAAUCAGCCAAAAAAUUAAAUGUUAAUACCUGAAUAACAAUCAUACUGUGUAUUUAUAUAACUAUACGAGUUAAGUUCUUUAAUUAAUUUCUAAAUAUACGUAUGUACAUAUUAUUA
Molecule: messenger RNA, 3117 nt
Organism: Aphis gossypii (cotton aphid)
Lineage: Eukaryota; Metazoa; Arthropoda; Insecta; Hemiptera; Aphididae
Exons: 3
Coding region: 660-1922 (420 amino acids)
Source: RefSeq, a predicted model, not a curated record